Drosophila biarmipes is the source of this 4952-nucleotide messenger RNA. RefSeq lists its product as uncharacterized. The record is from RefSeq and is a predicted model, not a curated record. NCBI's taxonomy places the organism in Eukaryota, Metazoa, Arthropoda, Insecta, Diptera, Drosophilidae. The transcript is spliced from 9 exons. The coding region runs from base 78 to 4856 and encodes 1592 amino acids. Gene Ontology annotation, cellular component: axoneme. Gene Ontology annotation, molecular function: protein binding. Gene Ontology annotation, biological process: cilium assembly.
CAACCCCGGAACUUCUUGACUGCCAGUCGAAACGAAGUUAAACAAAAAGCAGGAAGUAUUUAUUAAACAGGACCAAAAUGAACAUCACAUCUGCAGUUUGUUGGUGCAACAUCUGGGACAAGAACACCAUUGUGAAUGUGGGUCCCGAUGUCCUGUGCCUGCGAAAUGGCAAUGCGAUCAAGUUCGUCCACAUGCAGACGAAGGUCGUCAGUUUCUUCAAGCCAGAGACAGUGGCCACCGGACUCAGCAUCAGUGCCUUUGCUGGCCACAACCGUUUUCCGCUCUUCGCCUUCGCCGAGGUCGUCCUGCGACCGAAUAUCUUUAUAUACCGCUAUCCGGAUAUGGCCAAGUUUAGCUCCAUUCCACCUCACCUGGUAAGCUACUCCGACAUCCGCUUCUCAGAGCUGGACCUUCUGGUCGCCGUGGGCGGCUAUCCCGACUACUGCCUCUGCGUUUACAACUACCGCACUGGGACCUUGGUCCUGGAGCAACCCACCAAUAUUCCCACCGUGCCACGCGGCAUUGUGAUGAGCUUCACCAGCUUGCCCAGCAUCAUACAGUUCAACAAGCAGGAGAUGAGCAUCCUGUGCUACGACAUCUGCACCGUCGAGAAGGAGUCCUUCCUGUACAAGGUGGCCGAGGUGGAGCUGGGCAAGGACUACCUCAAGUCCUGGGAAAAGUGCCUCACCUUCGGCGAGGACACUAUCCUGUACGCGACCAACGACUUUGGCCACCUCCUUACGGUGGACGUGGCCUGCUUCGCCUUGAAGCCCCAGUGGGAGCCGAACUACGGAUCAGAAGUUGACGUGGAACGGAUGCCCCGCGCCCACGGCCUUACCUACCAUCGGUCUGGGUUUAUCAUCUGGAACAGCACGAACGCCUAUUAUGUGAAGAAGAAGGCGGGGGCCUACAAGAUCGAGUGGGAGUUGGAGUCACGUUUGCACGAGGUCGUCCGCUUCCAGAGCAACAACAAUGGCGAGCUCUACGCGGAGCGGCGACCGGGUCACAUUGACCAGGUGAUGGUGGACAAGAACGGGACGGCUUCGCUGGAGUGCGUGGUGCCCACGGGCAGGCCCGUGAUUACGUUCCGGGUGCUCCAGGGCCUCAAGGACGAGUGCGUGUGCGUUCUGCACGACGAGGGGGUGGCCAUGAUAGACCUGGCCAAGGGCCACACUUUGUGCGAGGUCUCGGUGCCGGGAGCAGGGGCCAUGUGCAACCAUCGCAGCCUGGCCCUGGUGGCCGUGGGCACUCUGGAUGCGCGCCUCGUCUUGAUCCACUUCGAGCGGGCCAGUCUGCCGCACGUACUAUGCGAUCUGAAGUUGGAAACGGCGCCGGUGGUCGCACUGGACUUCAACGACAGCUGGCUGGUGUUCCAGGAUCAGGCCAAGCUGCUGCACGUCGUCCAGGUGGACAACAGGCCGCACAAGCUGACGCACUACUUCGAGAUGAACCAGCCGGAACUGGGGCAGGUGUUCGUCCACACCUUCAUCCUGGCCGACGGACCGCGCCUGAUGGUCUUCAUCAACCGGGAUCACAGCAUGAAGCGUCCGGGCUUUGCCACCGAGCUCUGGCUCUACAACUGGGGCAAGGACAAGCGCCUGCACCGGCGGGAGUAUGUCCUGCCCAAGGAGUACGGCUUCUUCUGCGUCCAGCCGCCGGUGGGGAGAUGGGCCGUCAUCGAGAUCGUGGCCACCGAGUACAACACGCUGAACUUUGACCAGUUCGCGCUGAACGAACGGGACGAGCUUCAGUGGAUCGCCUCCACCAAGUCGGGGCACUUCAGCUUCAUUCUGGGCGCCGGCAUGACCAAGCACCUGGUCACCUGGAGUCUUGGCGGCAUCCUGGUGCACUUCAAGCAGCACAAACGGGCCAAGAAACCCUUCAUGAUCUGCCGUUUCCUCAACCUGGGCAUGCAGACGGAGUACAUACUGCGGGUGAAGGAGUGCUUCAAUUCCAAAUACCUGAUCAUCCUGCUGGCGAACAAGAGCAUGCGGGUGAUGCGACUACCCUCCCUGGCGGACUUUGUGAGGGAGAAUGUGGCCCUGCCGCUGCCCGUGGAGGAGGGCAUUCCCUGCUUCGUGGAGGAGAUGGUCCACAAGGUGGAUAUGUUUGUGCCUCUGAGUCUGCGCCAGGAGGUCAAGGAGGAGUACACUCGGGCGGAUCUGAUGAAGCGGGACAAGCUCUUGGCCAGCAUCAAGGAUUUUGCCUCCAAAGUGACUGCCCUGAUCGACUAUGAUAUGGCGAAGACGGGUAAAACCCAGGGGAUCUUCAAGAAGUUCUGCUUCCACUACCGCUGGCUGGAUGCCCUCACGGAGGAGGCUCACAAGCUGUGUGCCCUGGAGCGGGAGUCCCUGGAAAGGGCCAUUGCGGACCAGGCCAGGAUUCGCGACUGGAUCCUGCGCCUGGUGACCCGUGAUGCCGUGAGCAUCAACUAUCGCGUACGCUCCAUAUUCGCGGAUGCCAACUUCGAGAGCUUCUCACUGCGACGCAAGGUGGAGAUGACGGAGUUCGACAAGUAUCGUUUCUACGACCUCGAGGACCACCUGCGCGUCUCUCUGGGCUCCUUCGAGGAAGAGGAGGCCCCGGCUCCGGCUGCCGGCGGUCAUGGGCCACCUCCUGCUAUCGAGGAGGGUGAGCAAGGCGAUGAGGUGAAGGAAGAGGUCGUCGAAGGAUUAAAGGAGCUCAAGCAAUUCGUGGUGGAGGGACCCAGCGUCUACGAGCACAUAAUGGCACCCGUCUUCCAGCUGCAGGACAAGAACCUGGUGACCUCGAACCAGUUGUUCAACUACAACUGCAAGAUCCGCUACUACCUGAACGACCCCCUCAAGGCUGAGUUCAACAAGCUCUUCCACGAGGCUCAGCAGCUCAAGCAGGACACCAUCGACAGUGUGAUGAACACCAAUGUUGUGCUGAACAAGAUCUACGACAACAUGAACAUCAUGCUGCGCCUGCUCAACAUGGAUCAAUUUGAGCCUCCGGAACUGACGGUACCUUCGUUGGCCCAGGACGAGGUCAUCAAGCGGAUCAUGGAGGUGGACGACUCGGAGAUCAAGGCUAUCAACCGCAGGAAGCCCAAGACCAUCGAUACGGGCGGCAAGAAGGGCAGACUGCUCUUGUGGAGCCCCGAGUUCUGGGCUCGGGCCCUUAUCGUGAUGAUGGACGGGGUGCUGGAGAAGCUGUGGGAGGAGGAGAUCAAGAAGGACAUCCCCGAGCCGGAGUUCAUGCAGAAGAAGCAGCCGCACGAGUACAACCUCGAGGAGCAGAAGAUCUUCCGGGCAUAUGAGGAGGCGGUGCACCUGUUGGAGCUGGAUCGUCGCAAGUACCUGCGCAUCCUGCACGAGAACGAGGAGAAGACACUGGCCCUGAAGGCCGCCCAGAUCCUGAAGCUCAACCAGCGGGUGGCCGAGCUGAUGAUCACGAAGCUGAAGUACGACUUUGCCCUCAAGCAGGGCCAGUUGCGUCUUCUCACCAUGGAGCAGAUCAACUUCGGUCGGGUCCAGCUGCAGAAACGCUUCUGCAUGUUUCGCAAGGACAUCGACAAGCUGAACGACUACAUGACGCGCUACGGCAACCUGCUCGACUUUUACGACAAGGCCUUUCUCGACGUGAAGACGCGACUGGAGGCCCAGCAGACCCGCGAUCGGGCCGUGGAGCGUCAGUUCAGGGCUCAGUUUCUGCCCCUGGUCCCGCAUGCCACCCACGAGAUGACCAAGCUCUUCAAGAAGCGCCCCAAGCUGCCAGGCAAGGUCUUCAACUCGGUGCUCAUCUGCAUGGAGGCCUCGAACAAGCUGAGCGGAAAGCCCAGCCACCGGACGCCCUUUCCCCUGCCCGACGACGUGCUCGAGUUCCUCAACUACCUCUCCGAGUUCGACCAGCCAAAGCAGUGUCCACCACAGGUGGACGCCAAGUCCUGGGACACCUUCGUCAAGCUGCGGCGCCAGAAGACCGAGAGCGAGCUGCGGCUGAAGGGCAUUGGCUACCAGCUGCUCGACAGCCAGGGCAUCCUGGGCCUCCUCAACAAGGACCUGGCGGCGCUCAAGGAGUCCAAGGUGCUCACGCAGCGCAAUGCCGAGGAGAGCAUCCAAGCAUACUUGGAAAAGAUGAGAAACAUGACCAUCCAGUUGACCCUCACCAAGGGUCAGGUUGAGGUCACGGUGUUGGGCCAGUUCACCAAUCUCUCAAACACAGUUCUAAUGCACGUGGACGACAUCAACGAUGUGAACCGCCAGAUACAGGAUGCAGGCAACAAGAAGAUCAAGGCCAUGCAGCGAGUAGCCGUCUUCAGACGCCAGGUGAUCUUCAAGGAGUGGGAGCACAAGCUCUACAAGGCCAACAUAGCGUAUCUGAAGUACAUGCUGGACGCCAUCGAGAAGUGCAAGGUGUCCAUGGAGUUCCUGAACAUCCUGCGCAACUGGGAAAAGGUCAAGACGGAGCGACAGAAGUACAUAGCCGGGGCCAUUGAACGGGUGAUUGAGCAAAAGAUAGCCAUCUUCAAGAAGAACAUCGAUCGCGUGAACACGAAAAUCGAUGCGGUAAAGGCGCAGACCUUGGAGGUAAAGCGCAGCAAUCACGCCAUCGAUUUUAAGAUCGAGCGGAUCAAGGUGGACGUCACUUUCCAGAACACCAUGCGCGACACCAUGAUGGAGGAAAAGCGGGAUCGCGAGCAGCGCGAGCGAAUGUCGCAGAUUAAGACCCACCGGCAGCUCAUGGAGAAUGUGCGCCGCCACUACGCCCAUGUGCUGGAAUUGCAGACGAUUCUGGAGCUACUUCGUCUGCGAACCUACCCCACUUUGGGUCCGCCCCUGCCCCAGUGCCAUCCGCCGGUGCCGGAGCACAUCCUCAGUUCGGUGCCCUAGGAGCAGUUCAACCCGACCAAACCCAGCCAGCAGACCAGUCCAAGGGGCCAAGUUUUAGCCACUUGGCAAAAUUGCAAUUAAAUAUUUUCAUUGCGC